This is a messenger RNA of Talaromyces amestolkiae, 1200 nucleotides long. RefSeq lists its product as uncharacterized. The record is from RefSeq and is a predicted model, not a curated record. The transcript has 4 exons. Gene Ontology annotation, biological process: transport. The coding region runs from base 1 to 1200 and encodes 399 amino acids. NCBI's taxonomy places the organism in Eukaryota, Fungi, Ascomycota, Eurotiomycetes, Eurotiales, Trichocomaceae. Gene Ontology annotation, molecular function: transporter activity.
AUGCUUCCCUCAUACGCAAUACUCUCAUACAUUCCCGUCUGCUUCCCUGAUUCUUAUGUCUACGUAUCUGGAUGGACGGAAGUCUGGCAGGCUAUUGCUCUCUACGCGUUUCUCAUGCUCCUCAUUGACUUCCUUGCUCCUACCGAUGAAGAGAAGAUCUCCUUUUUUGCAUCUCUCGUUAUUAGGAAGACCUUCAAGAAAGGGAAGUAUAGGGAGGGUGUGUCGUGGCUCAAGCUCACCUACUACAGUGUGUUGCAAUACCCUAUCAUUGUUCUCAUCUGCGCCAUUGCACAAUGUGUAGCACAGUAUUUCAACCGAUACUGUCUUGAUUCGGACUCGCCAGUGUUCGGACAUAUUUGGAUCGAAGUAAUUUCCAGCGUUUCCGUUUCUAUAGCAAUCCAGGCUAUUAUCGGAUUCUACCAAAAUACUAAAAUGUACAUGAAGGAGCAACAUCCUAUGAGGAAAUUGCUGGCCUUCAAACUUAUGGUUGGGCUGAUUUUUCUUGAGCAAAUCAUAUUUAUUGUCCUUGAGGCCACCAAUGUUCUCCACCAUACUUCUUCGAUUAGCUACGCAGACAUUAAAAUUGGUCUUCCAAAUAUGAUUAUCUGCGUACAGAUGGUCCCGUUCGCCUUUCUGAUUCGCUGGGCAUAUAGCACCAAGGCCUAUCGGUUGAACAAGUCUAAUAACAGGAACAUGGAAUUAGGCGAUGAAGAAUCCGAAACAGGAGACUCCAAUGAACAGCUCUUUGUUCCUGCUACGGGAAGAAAAAACUGGCAACGUCGACGUACGACCUACCAGGGUGGAAGAUGGGGUAUCAACGCCUGGACCGCUUAUAUCAACCCUCUAGAAAUGCUCCGAGAUGGCAUCGCAAUGUACAAGCUGCUGGUCGAUGUUCAGAUAAGGAAACAAACAAAAAUUGCUCCGCCAGAGUCAACUGAAGAAAUGAGCAAUCGGACUCAAGAUCAGCUCCCAGAAACAGAGGAUUCGCAUCCUAUGCCUCAAGAGCAACAGGGCAAUAGCGGCUAUUCACCACUCAGUGCUCACCCGCAUGGUCUGAGCGAAAUGACAGCAGUGUCUGAUUAUAGGCCGCGGACAUUGCAUUAUAGCCAACCCAUGAAUAGCCGGCCCAUAGCUGAGUACAGUACACGAUACGACCCUGCAGACAUUAACUACGAGCAUCAUCAGCAGUCUUAUCAAUAG